Monascus purpureus is the source of this 2085-nucleotide messenger RNA. Lineage: Eukaryota; Fungi; Ascomycota; Eurotiomycetes; Eurotiales; Aspergillaceae. The record is from the annotation of a GenBank genome assembly.
AUGUCGUUCGAUCGAGUUCUUCCCAAACCCCUUGGACUCAGUUAUGAACCUUCUCCGAUAUCCAUUCACAGACCCGCGAGCGGCCUCUUGGAACCCCAAGUUAUGAACGACGAGCUGCCUUCCAAGCUGGCUUUGGGGGAUCGAGCCACCGAUGGUGGCUCUGAAGGGCCGUCGCCCUAUCCACGGCCCAGUAAUGUUAGCGGAAGUGUUGCUGCUGAGAAACAGCAACAGCAUCUCUCUGAGAUGAACCGGGCCAAGGUGGUCAUUAAUAAAGUUGCUACCAGUGCCUCUGUCGACCACUCUUCCAAGUCUGCUGGGCCGUCGCUCACCAAGGAUAUCGCUUUCCGGGAACGAUCUUCAUCCUCCAGUUCCGGCAAGCCAGCUACCAUGAAAGACACUGUGCAGUUCUGUCUCUGUCAACCAGACCCCAAGAUUCCGAGGCCCCGUAACGCCUUCAUACUCUACCGUCAGCAUUAUCAGGAAUCCGUGCUAUCCCAGCAUCCAAACCUGGCAAAUCCCGAAGUAUCCAAGAUCAUCGGGGAACAAUGGAGGGCUCUACCUGAUGAGAUCAAGAAUGAGUGGAAGGCUAUGGCCGAGGAAGAGAAGGCUCGGCACCAACAGCAGUAUCCAGAUUAUAGAUACCAGCCACGGCGGUAUGGUCGGGAUGGCUCUCGUGGCUCGAGUGCGGGAAUAAGUCAUAACUCUGGCUCGAAUAUAUGUAACCGAUGUGGUGGGCGGUUGAUGAAACCUCCUCCCUCUCCAGAUGCUUUGUUCCAGAUCAACCGGCAGGCCAGUAUGAGCUCUCCGUCUCCUCCGUCUCCUCAUCCCAACAUUCUCUCCAUUCGGAGUUUUCAAUGUCGUGCAAGAGACAGUGGGCGUGGCCCGACGCCAGUGGCCAUUGACCCCAAAGCCUCCCGGCAACGUCAACUUGAAGAGAGUGGGGACCAAUCUCCAGAAUGUAAACGGCGUCGAUUCAAUUCCCAGGCCGUCUUCAGGGGGAAUGGUCAUCGAGACAGAAGCCCUGAAUCGCCUUAUCCAGCUACUCCCUAUUCACCACGCGCGGACAUGCCGGGCUUCCGGGGUCUACUUCAGCCGCUGCAUCCACCAAGACCAUACCGAAACAUUAAAGAACAUCCAGCUCAUGAUACUAGCCUUCGAUUGCCACCAUUACAGACGGCUGGGCCGGUAAUGGCCUCGACACCCAUUACACCUUUCCUACGAGAUACACAUAAUAUGGAGGCUACUGUGAUGACGAUCCCAUUUCUUAAUAAAAUAAAGGUCCUGGCCAAGAUCUCUCCGCCUCUUACACCUAGUUUCCGCGAUGCUACUUCGCCCCGGGGCCUGGUGGUAGCCGUCGAUGGACAGGACGCUGGUUCGGUCAAGUCAAUGGUCGAUUAUCUCCACAGCAGUCUGUCAAGGGAAGGAAAAUACACUGUUCGUAUCUUCGAAGGCCCUGAGGUCCAGUCACAACGGCCCUCCAAGCCAGAAGAGAUGGGUAGUUACAUGACUGAGUACUUCGACCUGAUUUCCCGCUGGCACCGUAUUUCUGGAGAGAUCGUCGACUUCAUCAAGGGGACAAAUGAGUGGUCUGAGGCGAGGUCUGAAUUAGACAGUCGCUCGGGAGUCUCCCCUAAAACUAUUAUCCCAAAGACGGCCAAUCUGACAAUUAACUCUCCGAUCCUGCAGUCCAGCGAUGGUGGAUCAGAGUUCUCAGCGUCCCCCCGUUCGUCAUCCGGCACGCCAGCGCCUAAUUCCAUCCCGAUCGCCCUGGUUCCUCGAUACCAGCUGACAACAGCAGAUUCAUAUGCCUGCUCGAUUCCCCUAGGUGACGAAUACGCACCUCUAGACCACUGGCAAUGGAUGGCAACCCUCUGGCGUGCAUGCGUCGGACCGGAUAUCACCGUGUAUAUCCGAGAAUGCGAGAGAGAUGAGCUCACUCGAUACGGAGGGGGAAACCCCGUUGAGGUGCGUCUUAAUGAUGCACGCACGGUGAUUGUAAGAAGACCGUUGGAUUCUCAUGGGGAACUUGAAGAGAAGGCGAUGAAACGCGUUGGGUUUGAGGUCGAGGAUUACCUUACCCAGUGA